AUGGCAGAGACUGUAAUUGUCCUCAGUACAACUGAAUUGGAAGGAACCUUUGGUGUGUUAUUCAUUGGUUACAUUUUAACCAUGGUGGCAUAUGGGUUCACUUUCUUUCAAACGUAUACCUAUUAUUCCCGUUUCCCACUGGACCAUAGAGGCCUCAAAGCGAUGGUAUUGGGCUGUGAUCUUAUAACUGCGUCCGGCGUUUUGCUGAUCCCAAAGCCACUAAUGGGUCAAAGGUCGCUUGCAUCUGGUGUGUACAACAUAUUUUUCAUACUCGGUGCAAAUCUUAAGCAAAAGUCAGUAUUUUCGACACUUUAA
Psilocybe cubensis is the source of this 315-nucleotide messenger RNA. RefSeq lists its product as uncharacterized. The transcript is spliced from 3 exons. The record is from RefSeq and is a predicted model, not a curated record. Lineage: Eukaryota; Fungi; Basidiomycota; Agaricomycetes; Agaricales; Agrocybaceae. The coding region runs from base 1 to 315 and encodes 104 amino acids.